This is a messenger RNA of Spathaspora passalidarum NRRL Y-27907, 1590 nucleotides long. It is a transcript of the gene FCY23, whose product is annotated as Fcy23p. Gene Ontology annotation, cellular component: fungal-type vacuole membrane; plasma membrane. The record is from RefSeq and is a predicted model, not a curated record. The transcript has a single exon. Bases 1 to 1590 code for a protein of 529 amino acids. Gene Ontology annotation, biological process: transmembrane transport. Lineage: Eukaryota; Fungi; Ascomycota; Pichiomycetes; Serinales; Debaryomycetaceae. Gene Ontology annotation, molecular function: transmembrane transporter activity.
AUGGAAGAUGUCAGUUCCGAUGAGAAUAAAAAUUCCAUUUUUCAUUCCAUGUUCCAUUACCUUGGAGUAGCUUCCCGUAAACUUGAUGCCUUAGGGGUUGAAGCUAGAGGUAUCGAAAGAAUCGAACCUUACGAAAGAUCAACCAACAGAACCAAAUUAUUAAUUAGUGUCAUGGGUCUUUGGUUGUCAGCAUGUGGUGGUCUUUCUUCUAUGUCUUCGUUCUACUUGGGUCCACUUUUGUUUGGGCUUGGGUUAAAGAAUACUAUGAUUGCAGGAACAGUAGGUCAAAUAUUAGGUUGUGCCAUUGCUGCGUAUUGCUCCUUAAUGGGACCUCGUUCAGGAUGUAGACAAAUGGUUAGUGCUCGUUUCCUUUUCGGGUGGUGGUUUGUUAAGUUAGUUGCGUUUGUCAGUAUUAUUGGUGUUAUGGGUUGGUCAGUUGUCAAUUGUGUUGUUGGUGGUCAGAUUUUGGCAGCUCUUUCAAAUGAAAAAAUCCCAGUGUGGGCAGGAAUCAUUAUAAUUGCUGGUAUAUCACUUGUUGUUGCAAUCGGAGGUAUUAAGCAAUUAUUGAAAGUGGAAACAUUCUUAAGUUUACCAGUUAACUUUGCAUUUUUAUUAUUAUAUGUUGUUGCAUCUAAGAAAUUUUCCUACUUGACUUUAGAAGAUGCCAUAACCGAUCCUGCCACAAUUAAAGGUAAUUGGUUAUCAUUCUUCUCAUUAUGUUAUUCCAUUACUUCUACUUGGGGCUCUAUUGCUUCCGAUUAUUACAUCAUUUUCCCAGAAAACACUCCAGAUUUGGAAGUAUACACCAUCACAUUCAUUGGUAUUGCAGUGCCAACUACCUUUGUUGGUGUUGCUGGUUUAUUAAUUGGUAACGUAGCACUUACUUAUCAACCCUGGGGAGAUGCAUAUGAAAAAUUGGGAAUGGGUGGUCUUUUAAACGAAGCAUUCAAGCCAUGGGGUGGGGGUGGAAAAUUCCUUCUUAUCUUGAUUUUCCUUUCUUUGAUUUCCAACAACAUUCUUAACACAUAUUCCGCUGCAUUUGGUGUUCAAUUGGCUGGUAGAUUCCUUGCUCGUAUUCCCAGAUGGUUUUGGGCAUUUGUAUUAACUGCCAUCUACUUAGUUUGUGCCCUUGUUGGAAGGGAUCAGUUUGCUACAAUUUUAGGUAAUUUCUUACCUAUGGUUGGUUAUUGGAUCUCGAUGUAUUUUAUUAUUUUACUUGAAGAAAACACAAUCUUCAGAACUGAUAGAUUCAAGUAUUUGUUUAAAUUCGAAUUUCCUGCAACUGAAGAGCAAGAAGUGGAAAAGGAAAGAAGUUAUGGUACUUCAGAAUUACGCCGCAAUCAACACUACAACUUUAAGAUCUGGAAUGAUUAUGAUAAAUUGACAAGAGGCUUGGCUGCAACUGCUUCCUUUAUCAUUGGUGCUACUGGUGCCGCUGUUGGUAUGUCGCAAACUUACUGGAUAGGACCAAUUGCUACUAGAAUUGGAGGUGAAUAUGGUGGUGAUAUCGCUAUGUGGUUGUGUAUGGGAUUUAGUGGAAUUGUAUACCCCGGGUUACGUUAUUGGGAAUUGAAAAAGUUUGGCCGUUAG